Molecule: messenger RNA, 504 nt
Organism: Malus domestica (apple)
Lineage: Eukaryota; Viridiplantae; Streptophyta; Magnoliopsida; Rosales; Rosaceae
Product: ammonium transporter 2 member 4-like
Biological process (GO): ammonium transmembrane transport
Cellular component (GO): plasma membrane
Molecular function (GO): ammonium channel activity
Source: RefSeq, a predicted model, not a curated record
AUGUCAGGAAGCAUCCCAUGGUACACUAUGAUGGUCAUCCACAAGAAAAUCGGCAUCCUAAGUCAUGUAGAUGACACCAUGGCCGUGUUCCACACCCACGCCGUGGCCGGAAGCCUAGGAGGCAUCCUUGCCGGCUUCUUUGUGCACCCGAAGCUCUGCCGUAUAUUCUUCUUAACCGAAAAUUGGCAACACUACAGUGGCCUUGCCUAUGGAAUCCAUGGUGGCCAAGUCAGUGCAGGGUUUAAGCAAAUGGGAAUCCAAUUCCUAGGACUAGGGUUUGUGGUUGCUGUCAAUGUGAUCAUCACUAGCAUCAUUUGCAUGUUCUUGAGGCAAUUCAUUCCGCUCAGGCUCAACAGCGAGCAGUUGCAGGUCGGUGCCGACGCCAUCCACGGAGAGGAGGCCUAUGCAGUGUGGGGAGAUGGAGAGAAGUAUGAUGGCUCCAAGCAUAACUCAGUUUAUGGAAUGGAAGAGUUUCCUGUGAAGGCGCCUAAAGCUGAGCCAUGA